CCUCCUGCUCAAACCACCACCCAUCACCCACAGUACCUCCCACAACGACGAAGACGACGAUGACGAUGCUCGCCCGCCUUGCUCGCACCCCUCUGCGCGCCCCGCUCGCUCGUAGGUUUGCGACUGCAGAACUCGAUCCUGUCCACCACGCCGGGGUGAAGAGCAAGUUUUUGGAGGAUCGUGAGGCUGUGAGACAUCAUGCGGAACAGACGACAAAGUUGUGGAGGAACAUCUCCUACCUCGUGUGUAUCCCUGCCAUCGUCGGUGGCUACUUCUGGGUCAUGCGCGUCGAAGGCGAGCACGAGGCUCACCAAGCCCACCUGAGGGAGGAGAACGGUGGCCACUUGCCCGAGAAGCCGCAUUAUGAGUAUUUGAACAUCCGGAGGAGGGCUUUCCCCUGGGGGAACAACUCGUUGUUCUUCAACCCUCACACCCAGAGGGAUAUGAACGUCAAGGAGUAAAGGAACAACUAAAUACGGAGGUGGAAAAGAAACUUACCCUAAACUUCAUUGUGCAUUACCCUCUUUUUUCAAUCCAAAGUCGUUAGACC
This is a messenger RNA of Dacryopinax primogenitus, 550 nucleotides long. RefSeq names its product mitochondrial cytochrome c oxidase subunit VIa. The record is from RefSeq and is a predicted model, not a curated record. Gene Ontology annotation, cellular component: mitochondrial inner membrane. Gene Ontology annotation, molecular function: enzyme regulator activity. Lineage: Eukaryota; Fungi; Basidiomycota; Dacrymycetes; Dacrymycetales; Dacrymycetaceae. Gene Ontology annotation, biological process: mitochondrial electron transport, cytochrome c to oxygen. The transcript is spliced from 4 exons. The coding region runs from base 60 to 461 and encodes 133 amino acids.